AUGGCGCUACAAUAUCCUUUGUUAUUCCCGUAUGGUGAGCGUGGAUACCAGAUUGGUGUUCUGUAUAAUGGUGCCAUGCCAGCUAGGAAAAAUGCUCGCAGUAAGGUUACCAUGCGGGAUUACUUAUGUUACAAUUUCCAUUAUAGACGGAAUCAGCCAAAUCCAUAUCUUUGUUACGGUCUUCUAUCUAGUCAGGCCAAGAUUGAUGCUAGAGCAGCUAUAGAUGAAAGCAGAUUAUGGUACAUUCUGGAUAAUCAGGCUGAUCUUCGAGUUGAGAACAUUCAGGGUAUAUCCGAUGCUGUAGACCGUGGCUGUGUGGACGGUACACAGAUGGGGAAAAUGACUGUUUUGCCAUCCUCAUUCACGGGAGGCCAGAGGUACAUGAUUCAGAACUAUCAUGACGCCAUUGCAAUAUGUAGGGUUCAUGGUCUGCCUGACUUCUUUGUGACAUUCACAUGCAACGCCAAGUGGCCUGAGAUAGAUGAGGGUAUCAUUGAACCAGGACAGAAGCCUAGUGAUAGAGCCGACAUCAUUGUUAGAGUUUUUAAUAUGAAGCUUGAAGACCUAUUGCAUGAUAUUAAGAGUGGAAAAGCCUUUGGUCCAUGUAGUGCAGUAUUUGAGAUACCCGAUCCAAAGGAAGAUCCUUUGGGAUAUGCUCUUGUGGCGAACAAAUGGUGUUCCAAAAGAUUUCCAAAGCCUUACCAAGAUGCAACUUUGGUCAAUGAAAAUGGAUUUGCGAUUGUCAAAGGAGGCAAGAGACAGGAUAAUUCAUGGGUUGUGCCAUAUAAUUUAUCCUUGCUCAAGAGGUACCAAGCUCACAUUAAUGUAGAAUGGUGUAACAGGAGCAUCUUUGUUAAGUACCUCUUCAAAUAUGUGACUAAGGGACCGGAUUGUAGCAGGGUCUACCUCCAAAGAAUUAGAGAUGGUGUAGACCCCCCCUAUGAUCAAGAGAGUCAAACUAUUAAUGAGGAAUUCCUGCGCAGGACAAUGCUCACUCAGUGGUUUGUUGCUAAUCAGACCCAUUCUCAGAGCAGGGAGUUAACUUAUUGUGACUUUCCUUCUAAGUGGAGAUGGGAAGAGACCUCUAGGACAUGGGAACGGCGGUGUCACAACAUCGGUAAAAUAGGUCGUAUCCAUUAUGUUCAUCCUUCGGCUGGUGACCGGUACUUCCUAAGAAUGUUAUUGUUGGUGGUCAGAGGAGCCACAAGUUAUGAAGAGCUUCGAUCCUUCCAGGGUAUCUGCCAUCCUACUUUCAGGAGUGCAUGCAGGGCCCGUGGUCUUCUUGGUGAUGACCAGGAGUGGUACAGUGCUUUUGAUGAAGCUGCUGCUUGGGCAACCUCUAGACAGUUAAGAAACCUUUUUGUUACCAUGCUCCUAUUUUGUGAGGUUGGAGAUGAGUCUGCCUUUUUUGAGAAGGUUUGGAGGCUCCUAGCUGAUGACAUUCAAUACCAGUUCAGAGACAUGAUUGGUAACCAAAACUACCAGAUGCCAGACAAUGACAUUAGGAAUCGCUUGCUUGAUGAUCUAACUGCUUUAUUUGCUAAAAGUGGUAGCAAUAUACACAAUUUCAAUCUUCCACAUAGAACAAGUGCUUCUGGCUCUUCUUCCACAAACCGUUUGGUUGAAGAAGAAUUUGCAUAUGACGUUCUUUGUUCAUCUGAUCAGUCAAACUUACUAUCAUCGCUCAACGAUGAGCAAACUGCUGCCUUCAAUUCUAUAGUCCAUAGGGUUACAAAUGAAGAACCUGGAUUCUUCUUCGUCUCUAGCUAUGGUGAGCAUAACAUCAGGUGCAUAGUUCAUGCAAUCUAUCCAGAUUUACAGAACUGCUACUCUGAUUCCUCCUACCUUAGGGACCGAGCCAUCUUAACACCUACCAAUGAUUUGGCCGAAACACUUAACGCGCAUGUUGUUUCUCUCCUCCCCUGUGAGGAAAAGGAAUAUUUGAGCUGUGACAAAAUAGGAAAGCCUCCAGGCACUCAUGAUGCAUAUGAUCUAUUGUAUCCUGUUGAGUUCCUAAACUCUCUCAAUGGAAAUAAUUUCCCUCAGCACCGACUCAUUCUUAAAGUGGGUGUCCCUAUAAUGUUGCUACGGAAUUUAAGCCAAUCUGAUGGCCUCUGCAAUGAUGUUAUUGGUGUUAUCAUCAAAGUGCAUCCAGCAGUCCCAACGCGUUUACCAGGACAGGCAACAUCGACUCUGACCCGGGACAUAAUUAUUCAAGACUUAAAAGACAACGAGCUUAGGGUCACGUUAUGGGGACUGCGAAGCACAACAUUCAGCCUUGAAUCUAUCUACAAUGCCAGUGCUCCGAGGGCAGUUGUCUGUUUAUUUGAUCAGCACUUCCCAAUAGAUUUGCCUCCUUCAUCACCAACGCACCUCCAAGAGGACGAACAGAUUGUCAUAGAGCACAAGUCACUUGAUGAGCUAAAUGCAGUUGAUCCCUAUGAGUUCCCUCAAUCAGACUUUCACUGCACAGUCACAGUUACGGCUGUGCCAGAUGACGAUUCGUGGUGGUAUCUAGGCUGCCGAGGAUGCAAAAAAUCCAGUUCUGAUCAGGUCGGCGGUGCGCCUUGGUGCGGUGGUUGCAAAUCCUCAUAUUUUAUGCCAAGGUACAAAUUGGCAUUCGCUGCUACAGACAACACUGCAGAGGGUCGGUUCUUCUGCUUUGACGGUAUUGCUCAGCAGAUCGUUAAGAAAAGCUGUGAGUCUCUCUUUCACCUUCCUAAUAGAAUCAGUGGCACACCUCCUGGACUAACAGCUAAUGUUGGAAACAAGUAUACAUUUGCUGUAGGCCUAACGAGCGAAUCUUACUAUUCAAAGAACACAAGGGAAUACCAGGUCAAGUAUAUUAUGGAAGAUUUCUAG
Messenger RNA from Miscanthus lutarioriparius, 2862 nucleotides. The record is from the annotation of a GenBank genome assembly. Lineage: Eukaryota; Viridiplantae; Streptophyta; Magnoliopsida; Poales; Poaceae.